Messenger RNA from Ictalurus punctatus (channel catfish), 7232 nucleotides. RefSeq names its product microtubule associated serine/threonine kinase 1b (gene mast1b). Gene Ontology annotation, molecular function: ATP binding; protein binding; protein serine/threonine kinase activity. Lineage: Eukaryota; Metazoa; Chordata; Actinopteri; Siluriformes; Ictaluridae. The record is from RefSeq and is a predicted model, not a curated record. Gene Ontology annotation, biological process: intracellular signal transduction; peptidyl-serine phosphorylation. The transcript has 27 exons. Bases 493 to 5157 code for a protein of 1554 amino acids.
UAAAAAUUAUAAUAAUAAUAAUAAUAAUGUUUAGAUGUGUUAACGGAGCAGUUAUUCAGCGCGAGCGACUUCCUGCCGAGUGAGUCUCUCGCGCUGUGUUUGUGUUUGUGGAGGAUACGUGACCGUUAUUUAUUCGAUUUUUUUUUAAACCGGAGCAGCUGUUCUUUAUAAAGAUGAUUUGGAGGUAUUCUUCUUGUUUUAGGGCGUUUACGUGUUAAAUAUGGAUUUCUGACACGCACCGGGACGGUAAGGACGACACGGAGCUGAGUAAGCUAACGGCUAACCGGGGGAGAUAAAGAACAGCCCCGAGGCGGAUGCGACAGAGCCGCAGUGAUGGUUGUUGUGUGUGUAAGGUAGUGAAUGAUGUGGGCUCGGACAGCAGCGCGAUGAUAAAACAUCUCUCCAGUUCCAGUGUGGUAUGAGGAGCUCUCCGGUCUCGGGCUAAACACACACCGGAACCGUUUACAUCUCUUCACUUCAUCCGGAACGACCAUGGACGAUACCGGCAUCAUCCGGCGCAGGAGGCUGCAGAAGGAUCUUCCUCUGCCACGUAAAAGCAGCAGUUGCCGUGCCAGUAACAGGAAGAGUCUGAUCCUCACCUCGACUUCGCCCACUUUACCUCGUGCUCACUCUCCUCUGCCUGGACACCUCGGAAGCAGCCCGUUGGACAGCCCUCGCAACUUCUCUCCCAGCAAUCCGGCUCACUUCUCCUUCAGCGCCUCCUCCAGACGGGAUGGUCGCCGCUGGUCUCUGGCUUCUCUUCCUUCUUCCGGUUAUGGCACCAACACACCCAGCUCAACGUCGUCCAGUUCGUCUCAGGAGCGUCUGCACCAGUUGUCCUAUCAGCCCUCCAUGGACGAGCUGCUGUUCCUGUCCAAACACUUCGGCAGUAAUGAGAGCAUGACGGAUGAUGACGGGGGGCGGAGCUCUCCACACACACGCCCACGCUCACGCAGCCUUAGCCCCGGGAGAUCUGCUUCCUGCAUCGACAACGAGAUCAUGAUGAUGAACCAUGUGUACAAAGAGCGCUUCCCGAAGGCGACGGCUCAGAUGGAGGGGCGUUUAGCAGACUUUAUCCACUCGUUCUGUCCGGACAGUGUGCUCCCUCUGGCUGACGGGGUCCUGAGCUUCAUCCACCACCAGAUCAUCGAGCUGUCCCGAGACUGCCUGAACAAAUCCCGAGACGACGUCAUCACCACCGUAUACUUCUACGAGCUGCAGGAGAACCUCGACAAACUGCUGCAUGAUGCGUACGAGCGGUCAGAGAGUUCAGAGCUGACCUUCAUCACUGAGCUGGUGAAGAAGCUCCUCAUCAUCGUCUCUCGCCCAGCACGGCUCUUGGAAUGUCUGGAGUUUAACCCAGAGGACUUUUACCACCUGCUAGAGGCAGCCGAGGAUCACGCCAAAGAGGGACACCUGAUGAAGACGGACAUCCCACGCUACAUUAUCAGCCAGCUCGGCCUGACCAGAGACCCUCUGGAGGAAAUGGUCAAUCUGGAGAGUUAUGACAGUGAGGGACCCCUCACACCCGAGACGGACGACUCUACAGAGGGGAAGAUGAAGGUGAUGAAGCCUCCCGGAGAAGCCGACUUCCAGACCAUCAAACUGAUCAGCAACGGUGCAUAUGGGGCGGUGUACCUAGUGCGUCAUCGGGAGACCCGUCAGCGUUUCGCCAUGAAGAAGAUCAACAAGCAGAACCUGAUCCUGAGGAACCAGAUCCAGCAGGCCUUUGUGGAGAGAGACAUCCUCACGUUCGCCGAGAACCCAUUCGUGGUCAGCAUGUUCUGCUCCUUUGAGACCCGCAGACACCUCUGUAUGGUUAUGGAGUACGUGGAAGGAGGAGACUGCGCCACACUGCUGAAGCACAUCGGAGCUCUGCCUGUAGAGUUGGCACGCAUGUACUUUGCAGAGACCGUCCUUGCUCUCGAAUACAUCCACAACUAUGGCGUGGUGCACCGAGACCUCAAACCUGACAAUCUGUUGAUCACAUCUAUGGGACACAUUAAACUGACGGAUUUUGGUUUGUCUAAAAUGGGUCUGAUGAGUCUCACAACAAACCUGUAUGAGGGCCACAUCGAGAAGGACACCAGGGAGUUUCUAGAUAAACAGGUGUGUGGCACGCCCGAGUACAUCGCCCCAGAGGUGAUCUUACGGCAGGGGUAUGGGAAACCUGUGGACUGGUGGGCCAUGGGCAUCAUCCUCUAUGAGUUCCUGGUGGGAUGUGUGCCUUUCUUUGGGGACACACCUGAGGAACUGUUUGGCCAGGUUAUCACAGAUGACAUUGUGUGGCCUGAAGGUGAUGAAGCACUACCAGUCGACGCCCAGCACCUCAUCUCUGCCCUGCUGCAGACCAACCCACUGCACCGCCUGGGCACAGGAGGUGCAGUAGAAGUGAAGCAUCAACCGUUCUUUGCUGAUUUGGACUGGAACAGUUUACUGAGGCAGAAAGCUGAGUUUGUACCUCAACUCGAAUCGGAGGAGGACACCAGCUACUUCGACACACGUUCAGACCGUUACCAUCACAUUCACUCGUUUGAUGAAGACGACACCAACGAUGACGAGCCCGUCGAGAUCCAUCGUUUCUCCUCCUGCUCCCCUCGCUUCAGCAAGGUGUACAGCAGCAUGGAGCACCUAUCCCAGCUGGAUCACAAGCCUGUGGUGACCCGCCGGGAGCCGAGAAGUCAUCGAGAGGACCGGGCAAAGAGGGAGAGCCUGGGCAGCUUCACUCUGAGAGACAAAACAUGGAGGACUGGCUCUCCUGAGAUGAAGCGCCUGUCCUGCUCAGAGUACUCCUUCACCGAGUCUGACUCCAGUCCCCCUGGUGUCCGCCGCCGUUUUUCUGCUCUCAUGGACACACACCGUGUCUCUUCUCCUCUAGAGACGGACACGGACACACACAUUCGCCACGCGCCGGUCAAAACCAGAGGGACGUCGCUAGAGGGCGCAACGAUGGCAUCUGGCUCAGGUGUGGGCGCCGCCGAAUCCUCCACUGCGGCACUAGCGGCACAUGGAUUAGAUAAACUCCUGAAGCCUGCAGACGCAGCUGUGACGUCAGCACCGUUCGGACCCAGGGCCCCGAGUGACGUGGUUCUGCGGCGAGCGCGACAUCAACACCUCUCUACUGAUGGAGAGAAACACACUCAGACUCGCUCAGGCACCAAGGUCAUAAAGUCAGCCUCUGCCUCGGCCUUAUCUGUCAUUAUACCCGCAGUGGAGCAGCAUGGGACGUCCCCAUUGGCCAGCCCCAUGUCUCCCCGGUCCAUAUCAUCCAACCCGUCGUCCCGCGACUCGUCCCCCAGCCGGGACUACUCUCCAUCCGUCAGCACUCUGCGCUCUCCCAUCACCAUCCAGCGCUCGGGGAAGAGGUACGGCUUCACGCUGCGCGCCAUCCGAGUCUACAUGGGGGACACCAAUGUCUACAGUGUCCACCACAUGGUCUGGCACGUGGAGUGUGGAGGCCCCGCCCAGGAAGCAGGUCUGUGUGCCGGUGACCUCAUCACACACGUGAACGGAGAGUCUGUGCACGGGCUGGUUCAUACAGAAGUGGUGGAGCUGAUUCUGAAGAGUGGGAAUAAAGUGACCGUGACCACGACUCCGUUCGAGAACACGUCCAUUAAGAUCGGACCGGCGCGAAAGCCCAGCUCCAGGGCCAAAAUGGCACGACGCAAUAGGAAAUCCAUCACCAAGGAGGGACAGGACAGCAAGAAGCGAAGCUGUUUGCUCCGUAAGAUCACUAAGCAGUCGAACCUGCUCCACACCAGCCGCAGUCUUUCAUCUCUGAAUCGCUCGCUGUCGUCCGGUGACAGUCUCCCAGGCUCUCCCACUCAUGGCCUGUACGCCCGCUCACCCCCUGACUCCGCCCACCUCGGCAUGUCGUCCCAGAGCAGCUCCCCAGCGUCCUCCACUCCAAACUCUCCAGCUACGUCUCAUCACAUGCGCCCAAGCUCUCUACACGGCCUGUCCCCUAAACUGCAGCGGCAGUUCCGCUCAUCUCGCUGUAAAUCAGCCGGGAGCGUCCCUCUCUCCCCACUGGCACACACUCCCUCACCAAGCACGCCCAGUGCCACACCCGCUUUCCCCGCCAAGCUGCACUCCUCGCCGCCAAUAACACGGCCCCGCUCACCUCUCCUCACACGGGUGCAGUCGACCGAGAAGCCGGCUCCGCCCUCUCCCCCAUUGUUUGCCUCCUUUCCAUCGACAGCGGAGAAAAAAGGUGGCCUGAGGAAACAUGGCGUGGAGGAAUACCGCAUGCUGCAAAGCCUGCUGGAGAUCGAAGGUGAGAACACACUCUCAGACACGCUUCAGGCGACAAACAAGCAGGACUCGCCUCCCGUUCCUGACUUGACACUAAGCAAGAAGGACAAACCAUCUGAAGCAACAGGAACAACAAGUUCUUCUCAAAUGCACGAUUCCAUCAAAGCCAUAACUACGGCAAAGCCAGACAAAUUUGCGUCAAAGAGCCCGGCUAUGCAGGCUUCAACCUCCGAUGUGAAAGAAAAACCUGGAGGAAAGAUGCCAUUACUGAGCAUAGACACUGUUGUGCCAAAAACACCAGAGGGGCAGGCUGAGGGUGGAAAAGAGCGAGAAAAAGGAAAAGCAGCAUGGGAGAAUGACUCGAAAACUAAACCUGGGCUCGUGGAAUUGGGCAAGUGUGUGAAAACCCCCCAAACAGUAGAGGUUAGAGUGGAAGUCGGGAGCGGAGGUGGCAAGUGCAAGGCUAAAGCUCCAGCACCUCCAGUGACGGACGUAGGUGUACUCCAAAUGAAAUCCAAAGAGGAGAAGAAUUCGGUCCAUUCCGGUUCGAUCCGAACCCUCCGAGACGAGCGCUCUCACUUGGAGGUUUUGGAGGAAAGCCCGGCUUCCCCGUCUCCUUCCACUCCAUCUCCCAGCACUGGAAAAUCCCGCACCAUCUCCCCCGGUGACCGCUCGAGCUUCGUCACUCAGCUCACCAGCGUGGCCAAAACCGUGCUCGGGCCCAUGAAGUUGGGAUCACAGGACGGGGGGAAAGGGAAGGACUCGAGCACCAAAAUGAGCGAGGACAAGCGGGCUGGGACGUUGGGCAAAUCUGAGGCAUCAUCUGGGGCCUGGCGCAUAGCUACGGGAACGUGGCCUGGACCAGGAUCCUCCAAAUCGAAGAGCUCUAACAAGCAUUCCUGAACUUCCUGCUUGUGACGUUUGGCGAGAGAUGUGAAGUAAGAGAUACUUAAGCGAUGACCCAAUUCUUCCACAACCACCAAAUCAACACUUAUCCAAUACAAAAAAAGGUGCUCUCAGUCUGUUGUUGUUAGAUGCGUGUGUGUGUCUAGACGGUUUUUAAAGAUGCAGUAUGUAACUUUUAAGGAUUCACAGAAAAACAUUUUGUAACCUUGGUAGUAGCAAGUAACACGUCUGUUUACAUUCAAUUAAUAUCAAAGUAAUGCCCAGGGUCGUGGUGUCAAGCCUUGAUGACCUUUGACCUUUGAGUCAGAAUAACUCAUUUACUGUUUUAGGCUUUUCAGGGCAAUGUCUGGAUUUUGCAAAGUUCAUUAAGGGUUAAGUUAGAUUUAGUCAGUUAGUCGCACAUUUGACCAUGUGACGUCAGUUUGACAAAUGUUAGCUUGAUAGCAAAUUUAGCUACAAAGUAACACAAUUAUCAAUUGCAAUUAUCUUUAUUAAAAAGAAGUUAUAUACUGCAGCUUUAAUGUAAAUGUAACACCAGAUUAGUGUACAGCAUAAAAAGCGCUGUCUGUGUAGCUGCAUGUUAGAUAUUGUGAAUAGAAAAGAAAUUAACAGAGAAUAGGAUAUGUAAAAAAAUAAUAAUAAUAAUAAUACUACGCAAAGACCUGAUGCUAGUGAACAUAGUACACAUCCGAUUGUCAUAACUGCCCGGUCUCUAUAGCAACAGCAUGUCUGUGAUGUCAUAUCAAAUGCUCUCGACACUGAUAGGUGGCAGAACCUGUCAAUCAUCUCUCUAUAGCAAAAUGACAAAUAAAUAAAUAUAUCAGCAUACUUGAAGAUGCACAAUACACAAUCUGAGGUUUGCUAAUAAGGUGGAAUGAACGCAAUGCUAUAUUUCAGUUCUUACACUCGUAAACACCUGAUUGGUCCUGCAACAUUUCCAGCUUGCUACUGAUCCAUUUCCUUAACGACACCUGUGGUACACACAGAGAGUGGGUGAGGCGUAAAUGAAGUGUUUAAUGUCCCAGAGAAUGUGGAGUAAAAUAGUAAAAUAUUUUAAAUGUUUGUAUGACACCACAGCGAGGUGUUCUAUUAAACUAAUGUUCUAGUGGGCGUGGGCAACUGUUCUAAUGAGCAGGCUUGAUUGACAGCCUCUUUAAUUAAGACUCCCAAAAAUCAGGAUUGUUUAAUCCUCCAUUUACCAACUCCCAAUUAUAGUUAUCACAGAAGCUACACUUUUAGUACAUGAGCUUUCUCUCGCUAAUGUUGGCUUUCUCUGUUGACUUUCUCUCGCUAAGGUUGGCUUUCUCUCUCUCGCUAAGGUUGGCUUUCUCUCACUAAGGUUGGCUUUCUCUCUCUCACUAUUGUUAGCUUUCUCUCACAAAGGUUGGCUUUCUCUCUCUCACUAAGGUUGGCUUUCUCUGUUAGCUUUCUCUCUCACUAAGGUUGGCUUUCUCUGUUAGCUUUCUCUCACAAAGGUUGGCUUUCUCUCUCUCACUAAGGUUGGCUUUCUCUGUUAGCUUUCUCUUGCUAAGGUUGGCUUUAUCUCUCUCACUAAUGUUAGCUUUCUCUCACUAAGGUUGGCUUUCUCUGUUAGCUUUCUCUCACUAAGGUUGGAUUUCUCUCUCGCUAAGGUUGGAUUUCUCUGUUAGCUUUCUCUCGCUAAGGUUGGCUUUCUCUCUCUCACUAAGGUUGGAUUUCUCUGUUAGCUUUCUCUUGCUAAGGUUGGCUUUAUCUCUCUCACUAAUGUUAGCUUUCUCUCACUAAGGUUGGCUUUCUCUCUCUCACUAAGGUUGGCUUUCUCUGUUAGCUUUCUAUCGCUAAGUUUUGCUUUCUCUUGCUAAGGUUAGCUUUCUCUCUCUCUCUGGUAAGCUUUCUCUCACUAAGGUUAGCUUUCUCUUGCUAAGUUAUCUUUCUCUCUCUCUCUCUCUAAGGUCACUGAGGUUAACUUUUUCUAUAAGCUUAGCUUUCUCUCACUAGGUUAGUUUUCUAUCACUAGGUUAGUUUUCUCUCAUUAAUGUAAGCAUUCUCUCUGAGGUUAACUUUUUCUAUAAGUUUAGCUUUCUCUCAAGGGG